Diaporthe citri is the source of this 1719-nucleotide messenger RNA. RefSeq lists its product as uncharacterized. The transcript has 2 exons. Bases 1 to 1719 code for a protein of 572 amino acids. Gene Ontology annotation, molecular function: nucleic acid binding; zinc ion binding. The record is from RefSeq and is a predicted model, not a curated record. Gene Ontology annotation, biological process: ribosomal large subunit biogenesis. Lineage: Eukaryota; Fungi; Ascomycota; Sordariomycetes; Diaporthales; Diaporthaceae. Gene Ontology annotation, cellular component: preribosome, large subunit precursor.
AUGGCGACCGUUACCGGCAAUCGUGCGGCUCCUCCGGCGCAUGAUAUAUCGGCGUCCCAUCCAUACACCUGCAAUACCUGCCAGGUAGCUUUCCGCAACAGCGACCUGCAGAAGGGCCACAUGAGGAAUGACUGGCACCGGUAUAACCUCAAGCGCCGCGUUGCGACCCUUCCGCCCAUCUCCUCCGAGGUCUUUACGGAGAAGGUUCUCCAGGCCCGAGCUUCCACCACCGCAGAGGCCGAACGCGCUGGUUUCCAGACAGAAUGCGGCCUCUGCCACAAGACGUACUUUAGUGAGAACUCCUAUCAGAACCACAUCGGGAGCCAGAAGCACAAGGCAAAGGCCGCGGCUCAGCUGAGGAAGGGCCGCAACGGCGUCGCUGCCGAUGAUGCCAGCUCCAUGAUCAGCUCCACCUUCUCCUUGGGAGAGCCCGUCGCAUCCAACACCUCAGAGGUCGACUCCGAUGCCGAGGAGGAGUUCAAUCACAUUGUCGAGGGCAUGAGGAAGACCGGUAUAGCAGAGCAGAAACGCCCCUCGCCCGUCAAGCGACCAUCCAACCCUCAAAUCUCGGCAAGGACCCAGCGUCCUGAAGACCACCCAGUCUCAGAGGCAUCCAGCGAACAGCAGUCUGCGACACCGACCCCAUCCAAGGCCCCUGAUGGAGUGCAAGCAACACUAACCCUCAAGCACUGCCUGUUUUGCAAUCACGAGUCUCCCGACGUGCCCUUGAACGUCAGCCACAUGGAAAAGACUCACGGCAUGUUCAUCCCUGAAAAGCAAUAUCUGGUUGAUAUCAAGGGUUUGUUGCGAUCCUUGCAAGAGCGCAUACAGGAGUACCACGAAUGUCUGGUCUGUGGCAAGGCCAAGGCAAACGCGUAUGCUGCGCAAACCCAUAUGCGUGAUACUGGCCACUGCAAGAUCCCCUACACUACCGAGGAUGAACAGCUCGAGAUUGGAGAGUUCUAUGAUUUCCGCAGCACUUACUCGGACGAUGAGAUGGACGAUGACGAGUCAGACGAUGAGGAAUCGCCUCAAGCCGGUGGCGUAAAGCUCGGCAGUAAGCGGGCGGCGGUCACCACGAAUGAGGACGGUGAGGAGAUCGAAGAAGCUGAGGAUGCAGGUUGGGAGACGGAUUCUUCAGCUUCAUCACUCGACUCUGCCGACCUCACUGCUGUCCCUGCAGAAAAUCACUACCACCAAUACGAGCGCUUGGAAAAACAUGCCCACCACUCUCGCAGCGACUCGAGACCUCAUCGCCAGAGAGAUGGCUGGCAUUCGCAUUCGCACAAGCCCACUCGAGCAGUCUUCUACGACGAGUAUGAACUUCAUCUCCCAAGUGGCAGGGCCGUUGGCCAUAGGUCUCUGAACAAGUACUACCGCCAGAACCUGCGAGAGCGACCGUUCCUCGAGGGUCAUCAGCAGCACCAGCUGGCUCUGGAGGACGGCGACCCGGAUGCCAUGGAUGUCGAUGGCGAGGAGGGCACCAACGGCCAGCAGAUUGUCCUUAGCGGGCGCGUUCGUGACCAGAGGAGGCAGCUUGUCGGCCGUGGCGCCGAAGGUGGCGGUGGCAUGGUGGGUGUCUCGGACAAGAAGAAGAAGGAGGUGGGCAAGGCGGCACAGCGAAGCCGCAAGGUGGAGCAUGCCCACCAGAGGAGGAACGAGUGGUCGGUCAACAAGCAGGCGAACCACCAGAAGCACUACCACUACAGUAUUUUGUAG